AUGUCUAACAAACAGGUUCUAUACACGCACACCAUCAGUCCGGCCGGCCGUGCAGCCGAGCUCACCAUCAAGGUAUUGAACCUUGACGUUGAGAUUAGAGAAAUGAACGUCUUCAAAGGGCAACAUAUGAACGAUGAGUUCAAGAAACUGAAUCCGGUACAAACGAUCCCAACGCUGGAUGAUAAUGGGUUUUCGCUGUUUGAUAGUCACGCGAUCUUGAUUUAUCUGGCGCGCCGGUAUGGCGCUGGUUCGAACCUGUACACGGACGAGUAUGAGCAGCAGGCCCGUAUCAACGCUGCCCUCUUCUUCGAAAGCUCGAUACUCUUCGCCCGGUUGCGUUUCUGUACGGAUAAUCUGGUCGUGCUGGGAAAGAGUGAAAUACCGGAGGAAAACUUGCAGCGAGCGAUGGAGGGUUUGCGGCGGUUUGAGAGUCUGCUUCAGGCGGAUUACGUUGCCGGUGAUCAUUUGACGAUCGCCGAUUUGAGCUGCGUCACCAGUGUGACCACGUUGCAUCUAAUGCUAAAGCCAGCACCGACUGAUUUUCCAAAAACCUUUGCUUGGAUCGAGCGAUUGGCCAAGUUGCCGUACUACGAGGAGGUGAUGGGUCGUGGACUGAAAGCUGCGGGUGAGCUGAUGCAGAUGCUUGGUGCAAAAAACAGUGCGAAGUAA
Messenger RNA from Anopheles marshallii, 669 nucleotides. Its product is annotated as glutathione S-transferase 1-like. Bases 1 to 669 code for a protein of 222 amino acids. The transcript has 2 exons. Gene Ontology annotation, molecular function: glutathione transferase activity. The record is from RefSeq and is a predicted model, not a curated record. Gene Ontology annotation, biological process: glutathione metabolic process. NCBI's taxonomy places the organism in Eukaryota, Metazoa, Arthropoda, Insecta, Diptera, Culicidae.